Molecule: messenger RNA, 2222 nt
Organism: Mustela erminea (ermine)
Lineage: Eukaryota; Metazoa; Chordata; Mammalia; Carnivora; Mustelidae
Gene: FIP1L1
Product: factor interacting with PAPOLA and CPSF1
Exons: 19
Coding region: 248-2059 (603 amino acids)
Cellular component (GO): mRNA cleavage and polyadenylation specificity factor complex
Molecular function (GO): RNA binding
Source: RefSeq, a predicted model, not a curated record
GGAAGCGAAGCCUCCUAAAGACGCCGCGGCGCUUGGCUGCUCCUGCGCGUGCGCAGGCGGAGCGCCGCUGGAGCCGUCUUGUUUGCAGCCUCCAGCGCCGCGGCCGCCUUUCUGGGAUUUGAGUCUCGCGGUUUCUUCGUUCGCUCGCCAGCGGGUUCGCGCCCCUCUCGCGCCCCUGGGCAGCGAGGCUGGGAAGGGGUUGGAGGGGGCUGUUGAUCGCCGCCUUUAAGUUGUGCUCGGGGCGGCCAUGUCGGCCGGCGAGGUCGAGCGCCUAGUGUCGGAGCUGAGCGGCGGGACCGGAGGGGAUGAGGAGGAAGAGUGGCUCUAUGGCGGCCCAUGGGACGUGCAUGUGCACAGUGAUUUGGCAAAGGACCUAGAUGAAAAUGAAGUUGAAAGGCCAGAAGAAGAAAAUGCCAGUGCUAAUCCUCCAUCUGGAAUUGAAGACGAAACUGCUGAAAAUGGCGUGCCGAAACCGAAAGUGACCGAGACUGAAGAUGAUAGUGAUAGUGACAGUGAUGAUGAUGAGGAUGAUGUUCAUGUCACUAUAGGAGACAUUAAAACGGGCGCACCACAGUAUGGGAGUUACGGUACAGCACCUGUAAAUCUUAACAUCAAAACAGGGGGAAGAGUUUAUGGAACUACAGGGACAAAAGUCAAAGGGGUGGACCUUGAUGCACCUGGAAGCAUUAAUGGAGUUCCACUCUUGGAGGUAGAUUUGGAUUCCUUUGAAGAUAAACCAUGGCGUAAACCGGGUGCUGAUCUUUCUGAUUAUUUUAAUUAUGGGUUUAAUGAAGAUACCUGGAAAGCUUACUGUGAAAAACAAAAGAGGAUACGAAUGGGACUUGAAGUUAUACCAGUUACCUCUACUACAAAUAAAAUUACGGCCGAAGACUGUACUAUGGAAGUUACACCAGGUGCAGAGAUCCAAGAUGGCAGAUUCAAUCUUUUUAAGGUACAGCAGGGAAGAACUGGAAAUUCAGAGAAGGAAGCAGCACUUCCAUCUACAAAAGCUGAGUUUACUUCUCCUCCUUCUUUGUUCAAGACUGGACUCCCACCAAGCAGAAACAGCACCUCUUCUCAGUCUCAGACAAGUACUGCCUCCAGAAAAGCCAAUUCCAGCGUUGGAAAGUGGCAGGACCGGUAUGGGAGGGCCGAAUCACCUGACCUAAGGAGAUUACCUGGGGCAAUUGAUGUUAUUGGUCAAACUAUAACAAUUAGCCGAGUUGAAGGAAGGCGACGGGCAAAUGAAAACAGCAACAUACAGGUCCUUUCUGAAAGAUCUGCUACUGAAGUAGACAACAAUUUUAGCAAACCACCUCCAUUUUUCCCCCCAGGAGCUCCUCCCACCCACCUUCCACCUCCUCCAUUUCUUCCACCUCCUCCAACUGUCAGCACUGCUCCACCUCUGAUUCCACCACCAGGUAUUCCAAUAACUGUACCACCUCCAGGUUUUCCUCCUCCACCAGGCGCUCCACCUCCAUCUCUUAUACCAACAAUAGAAAGUGGACAUUCCUCUGGUUAUGAUAGUCGUUCUGCACGUGCUUUUCCAUAUGGCAAUGUUGCCUUUCCCCACCUUCCUGGUUCUGCUCCUUCAUGGCCUAGUCUUGUGGAUACCAGCAAGCAGUGGGACUAUUAUUCAAGAAGAGAGAAAGAUCGAGAUAGAGACCGAGACAGAGACCGGGAACGAGACCGUGAUCGGGACAGAGAAAGAGAACGCACCAGAGAGAGAGAGCGGGAGCGUGAUCACAGUCCUACACCAAGUGUUUUUAACAGUGACGAAGAACGAUACAGAUACAGAGAAUACGCGGAAAGAGGCUACGAGCGCCACAGAGCAAGUCGAGAGAAAGAAGAACGACACAGAGAAAGACGGCACAGAGAGAAAGAGGAAACCAGACACAAGUCUUCUCGAAGUAACAGUAGACGUCGCCAUGAAAGUGAAGAAGGAGACAGUCACAGGAGACACAAGCACAAAAAAUCUAAGAGAAGCAAAGAAGGAAAAGAAGCUGGCAGUGAGCCCGCCCCUGAACAAGAGAGCACCGAAGCCGCACCGGCCGAAUAGGCACGGCUCUGGCCUUGUGUGUAUAUUAUGGCCAGAAAUGUACCAUAGAUCUUGUUAUUUUUCUGGAUAAUGUUUAAGAAAUUUACCUUUAAUCUUGUUCUGUUAGUAUGAAAAGUUAACUUUUUUCUCAAAAUAAAAGAGUGAAUUUUUCAUGUUAAGUUAA